UCCAGGUUAUUCUCAAACAGGGCUUUGCGGCUGGAGUGUCUUUUACUGUUUUUGUUUUCCUGGUGUCACGAAUUUCUGUAAAAAUGACGUCUUUUUCAUCAGCAACUUUGGAGAAGAAGUUAUCUGAUCUUUCCAAUACUCAACACAGUGUCCAGACGCUUUCGCUGUGGCUUAUUCAUCACAGAAAACACGCUAAAACGAUCGUACAGUCCUGGUACAAAGAACUAACUAAAGCGAGGACAAGCAAAAAACUCACUUUCAUGUUCCUGGCAAAUGAUGUUCUCCAAAAUGGAAAAAGAAAAGGCGCAGAAUUUUUAAAUGAAUUUAAACAUGUCUUGCCAGCUGCAUUUCAGCAUUGUGCACAGGGCGGAUCAGUGGAGGCUAUACGUGGUCUUGAAAGGCUGAUAUCAAUAUGGACAGAGAGAAAUGUGUAUGAAGCCACUUUCUUGGUGAAGCUUCACAAGUGUUUGGGUCAGGUAUCUGAUUCACCUCCACCUGAGAAGAAACAAAAAACUGAUGAUGAAAAACAAGCACCACUAAUGGAUCCACCAGAUGUAAGGCACCAGUCUUUGUCUGAAAUUAUCAUUAUUGCCCCAGAUACUGCAAAGUGUACAAGGCUGUGCUCUAAGAAAAUUUGAAGGCAGCUCAGUGCU
This is a messenger RNA of Stylophora pistillata, 653 nucleotides long. RefSeq names its product regulation of nuclear pre-mRNA domain-containing protein 1B. Gene Ontology annotation, molecular function: RNA polymerase II complex binding. Gene Ontology annotation, biological process: mRNA 3'-end processing. NCBI's taxonomy places the organism in Eukaryota, Metazoa, Cnidaria, Anthozoa, Scleractinia, Pocilloporidae. The record is from RefSeq and is a predicted model, not a curated record.